AUGCCGCUCCUAAGGAAUAGCUUGCUGUCUUCAAAUGAUAGCAUUGCGAGUGAUAUUGCAAGUCUCCAUGAAAUGACUUUUUCUGAUGAAAUCGCACCCACUGAAAAAAGUUCAACAAGCCUGAUUGAGAAGACUGGCUAUCAGGACUGUGUCUACCUAAAUGCAGCCAACAUUUUUCAAAGUAUUCAUAAGGAAAAACCUCAAGACAAAUUACUGGUAAAGUAUGGGAAUGGACCCUUCCCACUGGCAACGGAUUUCAAAGAUGAGCGAUGCCAGCGUUUGUCUUAUGAACUAGCUUUCAAUGCUCUAAAAUAUCAAGAUGUUCUUGAAAACAUACUGAUUGACAGUGGCAUUUAUCCAAUACAGUCAGUGCCGGAUGAACUGACAAGUCUAGUUGUUGUGAUGUUAUACGAUCUUCAAGAGCGGAAAUUUGAAGCCCGCCAGAAUAAUGAUGAUGAUGACAAUGAACCAAUAGUAGAGGUCCAAGAAGUUGAGCAUUAUCUGUACAGUUUUAAAACCAAACUGGCUGCAGCGUUAGCAAGGUGUCGAAUCAAGCAUGACGCCCUUUCCAUAGAAUGCAUUCUGCCAGAAACUAUAAGGAAGCAAGAGCAAAGGGCAUCUGCUCUGCCCUUGUAUGCAUGGGUGAAUACACUUAAAGCAAGCCUAGAAGAAGUUCACAGUGCUUUACAGAAGGAAGGAUUCACAAGAGUGGAGUCUGUGUCAAAAUUUGAUGGCUAUACAUAUUGCCUGGAUACACACUGUGAAGAUUUACUUAUCUUCCCUUCUGCUGUUAAAGAACAGCUGCUUGCUUUGGAACUAUUUGCUCAGUACAAGCUCUUACUACAGGACAAGUCCCGGAGCCUUGCUGUGCAUUCUGUGAAGUCUUUAUUGAAUAUGGACGAUGAUAUAUUAAUAGCACAUGUUGGUUCAGGGCUGACUGUGGCCCAUAUGUCAGUACUAACAAAUCAAGAGACAUCCAAAGUAUUUGUAUGCGGAGUCAAGUCAGUGACAAAGGAAGCAGAGCUCAAGAAUUUGUUCACACAGAUGGAAUGUAAAAAUAUUGAACUAUUGCACGAGGAUUUUACAAGUGUUGAACCAACGAAUCAUAAGCUGCAGAAAGUUAAAGUUAUUUUGCUGCUGCCUCGCUGUUCAGGCCUGGGUGUUAGCAACCCAAUAGAAUUUAUUCUAAACGAGCAUGAAGAUGCUGAAUUACUUAGAGAUCUCUCCCAAGGCUCUGUAGCAGAAGAUAAACUCAAUGUCCUCGCUCAACAGCAGCUUAAAGAAUUAACACGUGGCUUGCAGUUUAGUAAAGUGCAAGCUGUGGUCUACUGCACCUGUUCCAUUUACCCAGAAGAAAAUGAAGCUGUGGUGAAGGAGGCACUAACGUCUGGCGUAGAAGGAGGGAAGGCCCAACCGUACAGGCUUUGCCCACCCGUCCUUCCUUUGUGCUGCAAAUCGGAAAUAAAUACUUCUGCUGAGAAUUUCUUCAGACUGGAGCUGUCGGAUAUUUCCAACUGCUGUUUUAUAGCUGUUCUGGCCCGAGAGAGGGAUCCAUCUGAGACCGUGUCAGUAAAAGAUGUUCUAGCUCGUGCGGCAGCAAAAGGGUUACUGGAAGGUAUUGAAUUAGCAAAGCCGUCUAAAAGAGAGGAGAAGAAGAAAAAGAAACAAAAAGUAACUCCGACAAAAACUGCUACUAAAGAAGCAGCAAUACAGUCCAGAAUUCAGGAGUUCCUGGAUCGGGAAACAAAAUCCAACAAGAUUGACUCGGAUUCUACAGUAUCUAACAUAACUGCUAGUACCUCUCAGAAAACCAUAAACCAGACAAGUGAUUCCACGCAGCUGAAGAAAACGGCCAAGCCUCUCUCAAACGCAUCCUUGCCUGUGAUGUUGAAGAACACUCCCCUGUCCUCAUCCGCACAAAAAGUGUUUGAAAGGCAACGAACUGUUAGGAAACCAAAGUCAGAAGACAAACUGAUGGUCUUGAAACCUGUUGAGAUCGUCCUGCCUCCGGUAAUGAUGCCAUACUUCAACCCACAGGGGAACAGAGCCCAAAUUUCAUCUAACCACUAUUAUUAUCACUGGGUUGGAACAAAAAGUGGAAUAUAUGGCUCGCUUAGCCCUUCUUCUUCCAGAAAACUGAUCAAGUCAAAAGAGCCCUCACCAUCUUCUUCUGCAGCCAAGCAUGCUCGUCCAUGGCUUUGA
Messenger RNA from Gekko japonicus, 2202 nucleotides. RefSeq names its product NOP2/Sun RNA methyltransferase family member 7 (gene NSUN7). Gene Ontology annotation, molecular function: methyltransferase activity. The coding region runs from base 1 to 2202 and encodes 733 amino acids. The record is from RefSeq and is a predicted model, not a curated record. The transcript has 11 exons. Lineage: Eukaryota; Metazoa; Chordata; Lepidosauria; Squamata; Gekkonidae.